Molecule: messenger RNA, 1905 nt
Organism: Serpula lacrymans var. lacrymans S7.9
Lineage: Eukaryota; Fungi; Basidiomycota; Agaricomycetes; Boletales; Serpulaceae
Exons: 11
Coding region: 1-1905 (634 amino acids)
Biological process (GO): attachment of GPI anchor to protein
Cellular component (GO): membrane; GPI-anchor transamidase complex
Source: RefSeq, a predicted model, not a curated record
AUGGAGCGUAUCAGAGCGUUCUUAAAACGACCAAGUGCUGCUCGAGUUCAAAGACGAAAAGCGUUCGCAUCUCAAAUCCACCGUCGAUUGUCAAGUUUAAUAGCAGCGCUCUUUGCUGUUGGCUUCACAUGGAUGAUCGUCAUCCCCCACCCAUCACUUUCGCAACGGACGUAUAUAGACGAGAACGCGUUACAACCAGGACAGGUCAAUCCUUAUUGGAAUUGGGUCGAUGUUCAUAGAGCAGAUCAAUAUCUCUACCAGCUGGAAGCUCUACGUGACGCAAACUCUACGAGUGAGGAAAGAGCCGGGUUUUUCCAAUCAGAGUUCAGGAAACUUGGACUUGUUUCGUCAACACAGAAUUAUGAGAUUUCCACCAGCUCUGUACCAAUGAUACGUGGAAGCAAUGCUUAUGCUAUAUUAUCAUCACCUCGAGCAUCGGGAACUGAAGCUUUGCUCAUCAGCGCUUCGUGGAUAAGCAGACAAGGGGAGGGCGAUGGCACUUUAAAUCUUCGAGGCAUUGCUACUGUCCUCUCGCUUGCAGGAUUUUUGAAAGGCUACUCGCUUUGGGCAAAGGACAUCAUAUUUGUCAUUAGCGAUGGUCACCUCGAAGGGAUGCAUGCUUGGCUUAGCGCCUACCAUGGCGUUGUCCAGUCAAACCUUAAAACUGAUAGCUUACAAUAUUCGUCUGGUGUAAUAUGGACGGCACUAAACAUCGAUUAUCCUGGCCACUCAUUCUCUAGGAUCGGCAUAUUCCAUGAGGGUCUAAAUGGUCGUCUCCCAAAUCAAGAUUUUCUUAAUUGUUUACAAGUCAUAGGUCAUGUAACGGGUGGUGUCCCGGUGUCUGUUUACGACUACAUGGACAGCAGUCAAAUCGCACACCGCCCAAAUGACCUGGACGAUAUACUUGCUUGGAUACCCGCAUUUCUCAGAGAGAAUUAUGACGUCCGAGAAUAUGUCUACCGCGCGCGAAACGUAGCUCGCUUUGUGAGCUAUCAAGCCCGAGGAAAAGCCAGUGGCUUGCAUGGAUUACUACAUCAAUUUCGUAUCGAUGCGAUCACUAUAUUCGCUGUUCCUGCGUCUGGUCCUCAUGGUUUCCAUGCUCUUGGAAGAAUAAUCGAGUCUUCGUUGAGGACUAUGAACAAUUUGCUGGAACGACUUCACGCAUCGUUCUUCUUCUACAUCUUAACAAGUUCAACUACUUUCAUGAAGAUUGGCAUGUUUCUUCCAAGUACGGUCAUAGUAAGCGUAGCCAUGAUCUUUCGUGGACUGGGCGAGUGGGUAGAUGCGGGAUGGGUUCUGGUUGUCGACCCAUCUACUGACUCCUCAAAAGUUGAUCCUAUCAUCACUUCACCGCCAGAAAACUGGGUCUCAAGGCGACGUCCAGUGUUGCCUGCUCUGGCACUAAUGACUUUCACGCACUUUAUUGGCAUUCUUCUGUUCUUUUCGAUAACGAACCCGCUAUUUUUCGAAAAUCAGAAAGUAUAUGGCCCUCUUGUUUUUGCCAUAGCAUGUUUGCUCCCUCUUAUUACCCCUCAUAUUUCUCCUUCCACGGCAAAUAAUGCUGCCAUGCUAACAAGCGUUCUCAAGGCGCUCAACCUCUGCUUCGCAUCGACGGUAAUAUCUAUUACCUGCGUCCUUAAUUUUUCCCUCGCCACAAUGGUUGCUGUUCUGUUGGGUAUUCCGCUGAUCAUUGCUGCACCAUCCUCAACCGUAGCUACUGGCUGCUUGAAGUAUGCCGCCUACUGUCUUCUUGCACUGGGAUGGGUGUUGGUAGCUCCUAUAACGCGAGAUGCUAUCUGGAACUGGGAGGUGCUAGGAGUUUGGUUUGCACCGUUUAUGUGUAUUGUUUUCGCGCCAUUGGUAUUACAAGCGGGCGUAAUAUCUCUUUACCGACCGUUAGAAUAG